Neltuma alba is the source of this 1988-nucleotide messenger RNA. RefSeq names its product LEAF RUST 10 DISEASE-RESISTANCE LOCUS RECEPTOR-LIKE PROTEIN KINASE-like 2.4. The record is from RefSeq and is a predicted model, not a curated record. The transcript has 3 exons. NCBI's taxonomy places the organism in Eukaryota, Viridiplantae, Streptophyta, Magnoliopsida, Fabales, Fabaceae. Gene Ontology annotation, biological process: protein phosphorylation. Bases 108 to 1988 code for a protein of 626 amino acids. Gene Ontology annotation, molecular function: ATP binding; protein kinase activity.
UAAUUUUCUACAACUCUUCUGCACUUCUCUCUUCUUCCUUUGAUCCCUCUUAAGCAAAUUAUCAGUUCAAUUAGAUUCGGUUGUUAAAUCAGUAAAUAAGUUUCAGAAUGAUUUCAGUUCAAGUUUUUUGCUCUCUCUUAGUUUCAUUCCUCUUGCACCUGGUCUGGGUUGGAUAUGCAAAGUGCCCACCUUCAUUUUACUGUGGAGAUCUGGGCAACCAAAUUCAGUUUCCUUUCACCACAUCAGAUCACCCAGAUUGUGGCUUAUUGGCCAUUCAUGGCUGUUAUGAAGGAGACCCAGGUGCCAAAAAAACCAUUAAGUACAGUGGAAAAUGGUUUGAUGUAACAGAACUCGACCUGUCUACCAUUACCAUCAGAGACGAUCAUCUCCACGACCUCUUGCUGGUAAAAAGCUGUAGUGUCUUCACCUAUGAUCUUUCUUUCAUCACAAACUCUUCUUUUGCUUCUUAUCAUUUAAAAAAUAAUUUCACCAUGUUCGUCUGCAACAACCGCCUCAAUCUGAAUCCUGCGGAAUCGUCAUUGUACUAUAACCAUCGUUUUGAUAACUGCUCUCAAGAAAUCUUCUACAGAAAGUCACUUUCUUAUCGUGAGGGCUCUGAUGAUUAUUUGGUCUCCAGAUUUUUGAACUCGUGCACGCCUGUUGAUCUUCCAAUCGCGAAGGACGCUGAGGUUGUCGAUAAUCCUUUUGCCUUCCUGUCGGAAAAUAUCACCAUCGGUAUACAGCCAUCUCCUGCUUGUGAUAGUUGUCACAACUUUUAUGGAGGAAAAUGUCAAGCUGACUCCAAGGGCAGGUUUUAUUGUGCUAAAGAGAAAUCAAGAAAGGUCAGAGUUAUUGUGGCAGCAGCAGUUUCAGCCACUGGGGUAGUGGGACUACUUCUGCUUUUGGGAUUCUACUUGAGAAGACGCUUUUACAGCAGGCAAGACCAGACCCACAUAAUAAUUGAGCAGUUUCUUGAAGAACAUGGACACCUUGCAGCCAAAAGGUAUAGUUAUUUGGAGAUCAAGAAAGCCACAAACUCCUUCAAAAACAAGUUGGGUCAAGGAGGAUUUGGCAGUGUGUACAAGGGCAGGUUAAGUGAUGGAACUCUUGUGGCAGUGAAGGUUCUGACUGAACUGAACGGUGAUGGAGAAGAAUUCAUCAAUGAAGUUUCCAGCAUUAGUGUGACUUCUCAUGUCAACAUUGUUAGCUUAUUGGGUUUUUCCUUGGAGGGUUCAAAAAGAGCUUUGAUAUAUGAGUACAUGUCCAGUGGAUCAAUUGACAAAUACAUACAAAACCAGGCAGAUCCAUCAAAGAUCAAUCUCCAACUGACCUGCAAAGCUAUAUACAAUAUUGCAAUCGGUGUUGCUCGAGGAUUAGAGUACCUGCACAGAGGCUGCAACACUAGAAUCUUGCAUUUAGACAUAAAGCCUCACAACAUUUUGCUCGACGAUGAUUUCUGUCCUAAGAUAUCAGAUUUUGGACUGGCAAAAAUCUGUCCGAAGAAAGAUAGCAUUGUGUCAUUGUUAGGCGCGAGAGGAACUGCAGGAUAUAUAGCACCAGAAGUGUUUUCUAGGAACUUUGGUGGGGUGUCCCACAAGUCCGAUGUUUAUAGUUAUGGGAUGAUGAUGUUGGAAGUAGUUGGAGGAAGGAAGAAAAUGAAGAUGGAAGUGGAAGAAGGUUCAGGUGAAAUAUUCAUGCCACAUUGGAUUCACCAGUGCUUGAAAUCAAAGCAGGAGCUGAGAUUGGAGUGCAUCAAGAAUGAGGAAGAUAGAGAGGUGAUAAGUAAGAUAGUGAUAGUGAGCUUAUGGUGCAUACAGAUUGAACCUUCAAAUCGGCCGGCGAUGAAGAAGGUGGUGGAUAUGAUGGAAGCAGACUUGGAAUCGUUGGAAUUACCACCUCUGCCUGUUCUUUCUUUGCCUCCGUCAUCUUCCUCUGGGACUGUUUCAGAGAGUCCUAUCUCGGGCAGCUUCCAUUCUAUAUCACUUUAG